Messenger RNA from Magnusiomyces paraingens, 10968 nucleotides. RefSeq lists its product as uncharacterized. Gene Ontology annotation, biological process: positive regulation of protein catabolic process; proteasome-mediated ubiquitin-dependent protein catabolic process; protein polyubiquitination. The transcript is spliced from 3 exons. The coding region runs from base 1 to 10968 and encodes 3655 amino acids. NCBI's taxonomy places the organism in Eukaryota, Fungi, Ascomycota, Dipodascomycetes, Dipodascales, Dipodascaceae. Gene Ontology annotation, molecular function: ubiquitin-protein transferase activity. The record is from RefSeq and is a predicted model, not a curated record.
AUGCAAAUUAAAAAAUCAGCGAACAUUGCUCGUCGGUUGGCUGAAAUGCCACCCGAUUUGAAAAAUUUGGUUAACUCGCUAUUGAAAAUGCCUGAAAAUGAGCUUCCAGAACACAUUGAUGCAUUUUGCAGUGGAUGGAAUCGUCCACGAGGUGAUUUGUGUCACUGGAUUCCAGUUCUCAAUCAUAUGGAUACCAUUCUUGAGAAGCUAGUUAAAAGGUAUGGCUUGGAUCAAGAUGAAAUUUCACCAAAACUUUUUUCACCUGAAGAUGAGCGUCUUGUUACUUCGAUCCUUAACUUUUCGACUUUUCUUUUGGAUAAGUCUUCCAACAGAGGUGUUUACAACAGCGAGACUUAUGUCAACAAUCUUACUUUAUCAAUUUCUCCAGAAGUCACUAGCGCAGCUCUCAAACUUUCUGGUCGUCUAGCAGAACGUAAUGUUCAUUCAAAAGGUUCUCGAAAUAUAUUGCAGCAUUCUGAUAUUUUGAGAUUGUUGAAAUUUGCAGUUUGCGUUACUUCUCGAACAGGUGAUAGUUCUUCCUCAGCCGAUGACACUAUUCUCUCCUACUUCAACAAUACUGAUGUUCCUAGUGGCUUUUCAUUACAAUACUAUAAUUCUGAGUCACAGCUAACCACAGCCAAACCAUCUAACAUUUUUAAGUCAUCUCAAACAUCUCAAAAUGAUGCAUCUCGCACACACGCACCUACUCAUCAUAAGAUCCGUAAAGCAACAUCUUCAUCAUCUUUAAAAUUUAAAUCACAGGAGUCUCGUGCGUCGAUAAAUAAAGAAGGUCUUACUGAGUAUACCAUUUCAACUAAGGAUGCAGUUGAACGCCCUUUUGAUUUAGUCAUUGCCGAUGCUUUUAAGGUUGUUCCUAAAAACUAUUGGCUUGACGUUGUCAUUAAAGCCCAAAUUGCAAAAUCCACCGCAAAUACUGAAGAAGGUGCUAGACUACGUUCUCUCAUGAUUCAAAUGCAGUGCAACGCACUCACUGUUAUUUCUACUGCUAUCGUUAAUGUCAAUGAGAACAUUUACGAAUCUAAAAUCAUGAACGAUCAUCCAAAUCUCAUUAAGCAGUUGGCCGAAAUUUUGGUCCCAGAAAACCCAUUUGACAUACAUGUCAGAAAUGCAGCUAUUGAUUCUUUUUGUGCUCUUUGCUGCCAACCUGCAGCUGUUCCUGAAAUUACAAUCAAUCUUUCUUCUAAUGUUAGUUAUGGAACUCUGAUGCAUGUUAUGCGCAAUAUCCUAAAAGAUACUAGAAGUGGGAAAAAGCUGGACGACGAGUACUACUUUUUCACCGAUGGUAUGAUUUCGUUAUCCACACAACUGAUGAUGACUGUGCAACCUAAUGCUGCAGCUUCAACAGCUGGAGGAGGCAUGGUUCCUUUAUUUUGGGAACUUGUCAAAGAAGAAAAGGCUGGUCCACGUUUGCGUUCCAAUGCUCUUGAUGGGUUGAUGCGCAUUAUUUCAGAGUAUAUUCCCGGAUACUUGAAUACCUUUUUGCAGCAAGAAAAUGGAGGUCAAAUUUUAAUGAAGAUUCUUGAAGAAACUGUUGAGUCUGCUCUUGAUCCUUCUCAAUCUGGCUCACCUCCAACGUUAUGCGCUGUUGAUUAUAAUGUUAACUACCACACAAUCCAGUGGCUCAAGGUGAUUCUUCACUUUAUUGUUUCCAUUACUUCUCAAGCACGGACCGCUGAAAGAAUCCAACAAGUUUUGGAUUCCCCGUUUUUAACUUUUGCUCCCAAAAUUAUUUCUAACCCUAAGGCUUUUGGGUUCCGCAUCAUUUCUCUUACUCUUGGAAUUAUUGGAAGCUUAUUGGAAAAUGAAUCUUCUACGUUUGGCAUCAUGGUUGAAAAUCAGUCUAUUGACAAAAUCUUGGCCGAGAUUCCUAAUUUAUUGGAGUUUUCUUCAGGUCUUCAUGGUCCUGUUGCAAAGUUUCUUAGCUCAAUUGCCCACAAUGAAAAUGGUUUAACUCUCAUUAAAGAAAGAGAUAUAUUUAAUGAGUAUUUUAAGCUGAUUUCUAAAAAUCUUGGUGAAAAGGAUAGCUUAAAACAUCUUGGUAUUUGUUUAGAUCAAAUAUGUACUGAGCAUGCCACACUUCGUCCAGUCGUCAUUCGUGAAGCGAUUAAGUUGAUUGAUAUUAUUAUUGCUAAACUAAAUACUCAUGACUCGCGCCUACAGUUUUUCUAUGAGCUCGACACAACCAGCGAAGGUCUUGAAGAGGACAUCCCAUUAGCAAAACGUUAUUUCUUUUUGACUUCAACUAUUUAUUUCAUUGAACACCUUCUAAAGAAUCACUUUUCUCGCGUUGAGUUUAUCAAGCAACGUGGUGUGGAACGGAUCCUUGAUAUUUUUGAAAGCCCAGCACUUUCAUUUGAUUUUGCAUUUAACGGUCCGGCUACAUCUCUCAAUAAAACUGUAAAGCAACUUUUUGAUUUAGAUAUCGAUACUUCUUACAUCACGAACGCUCUUCUUUCAAAAAUGGCCUCUAUCAUCGAUAAGGCUGAGGCUAAAGCCCAGCUCCUGACAAACCUUACAGAUGAUACAAUUCAAGAAGAGGCUUUCGUUGAUUUCAUCAAAUCGAUUGGUCCAGUGGAAAACAUUUUCCAAUGCUUUUUGUUCACUGCGUUUACCAAUUAUGGUACUGGCUACCGUAUCAGUGCUGUGCUCAAAGCCAUUGCUUGUGAAAAAAGUGAUAAGAAAAAGGAGCCCGAUACCACAUUAGAUUUUGAUUAUAAAGAUCUCAUCAGCAGAAUUGGAGCUCUUCAUCAGCAUAUAACAUGGGAGUCUGCUCGUGUCCGAAAUUUUAUUUCUUUAGAAGUUUCUGAUGCUACCAUGUCUCUUCCUUAUGACCCUGUUCUUAAUUCCUAUUUCCGCAGUUAUCAAGAUUCAAGCGAAUACAAGAAGCUUAAAGAAGCUGAGAGUAAACUUCCGGAGGACUAUGUUCGUUCAGAGAAGUAUCGUAUCAUCAAAGCAUCUAGAUUUGUUCUUUCAUCAUCUAGCACUUUGAUAAAUGAAUGUUUAGGGACUAUUUCUUUCUUUUUAUCAUCCAUCCUUCCCUCUCCUGCAUCCGACAAGUCUGCAUACAAACUUCUUGACACCAUCACUAAAUCUUACUGUGAUCAAUUUUCUUUAUAUAAAGAAAGACAGUCUUAUGGCUCUAUCUCUGCAUGGUUUGCCUGUUUUGCUCUAAGAAGUCUGAAAGAUGUUUUGUUGAUAAACAGUAGCUCUAAUGCUACAUCUAAACUUCUUCUUGGAAGCCUUAUUUUCUUUAAGCAGAACGGUGGAAUUUUGCUUUUGUCUGAUAUUGCACAAACAUUAUUUAAAGAGCCUUUGCUUUCUGAAAAGAAUUCGGCUUAUUCUGGUGCCUUUAUUCAAAUUAUUUUGCAUUUUAGCAUGAUGACGAAUUGGAAACCAAGUCAACUGGUGGAUAGCGAAAGAUCUUGGGGAACUUCAGAUUCAGAUUUCCCUAACUACUUUGACCCCCAGCUUUUCUUUUUGGAGGUCUCUUUAACAAUUUUUGAUUGUAUCAGCAAGAUUUGGGAAUCUAACACUCUUGAGGAAAAGCCUUACUUCAUCACCAUUCCUAUCAUUUUACUUCUUUCUAAUCUUUUCCACACUGCAAAUGAAAGCUAUCCUUCUGACAGCCAAAGAACUGCUCCUUAUUAUAUUUCUUGGAAAGAAGCACCGCCUUCCGAAACCAUGUACAAAACAAUUAUGGAAAACUUUCAUAUUGAUGAAGAUGAUAAAGAACCUGUUUCCGAAUUUAUGGCGGCUACUCUAAACCACGUGUCAGACGUUGCAAUGGAGUUCGACUUAGAUAUUGAUGAGCUCAUUGCAAAACUUAAAGAAGCCAAAUUUGACAACGGCGAUGGAAGACUCACCGUUCCAACAAAGGAAGAUGGUACACUUUUAAUGUACCCCUCCGACUUGAAGCAGAUGUGUGAGUCCGUGCAGAAGAAUGCAGUUGAUAAGGUUCUUGGAAUCAUUCGCAUACAUCCCAAAACUGUUUCCGCCGCUUGCGAUUUUAUUUACCAAUUAAUAACGUCGUCUAAUCGCUCAAAAUCUAACAAGUCUUCUCCUCCCCAAAUUAAAACCUCUGCCAUCAAAGAACUUAUGCUCAUGAUUAUUUCCAUUGAUCCUUCAAGUGAUGAAGAUGAGAAGCCUCUUGCAAACUUCUGCCAUCUUCUUGGCAUUCUUUUGUUUGAUGCAGAUGUUCUUUUUGCCUGCCUCCCUAACCUUUUAGAGUUGCUUGAUAAUUUUGUUGAUAUUUUGGAAACCCCUGAUGCCGUAAAGCGUGAUUGGUUCCCUUAUGUUCUUUUGAUUUUGGAAACUAUUUUUGCUGUUAAAGAAAUCCCUGAUGCUGUCGACAAAAUCAAAUAUGUUCCACGCUCUCUUUCUGCCAUGACUGACGCCAUUCCCAAGACUGAUACUCUUCCUAAGGAAAUUUACAAGCGAGUUUUUAAUGUCCUUAUCAGCGUUGAUGCCUACAAGGAUGAGUUCACUAUUAUCUCUAUUGCUCGACUUUUGGUAUUUUUCACAAGAGAUCAUGAGUGUGCCUCUUUGCUUGUUCAAUCUCCUGUUCUUCCUAAGCUUCUUCAGCAAAUAAAAAGAUUUUCUACACCCCCUAAAGAAGGUGAAGCUGAAAACAAACUUAUUGUUCCUUUCAACUCCAGAUUUUUCAAAAGUAUGAAGGAGCAACUUAGAACCGCUCUUCUUUCUAUACUUCGCAAUGCGGUUGAGACUCCUGAGAUUGUUAAGAACAUUAUGGUCACCAACAUUAAAAAUGAUCUUAUGAGACACAAAUCUCAGCUUGAACUAUUUUUCCAAAGCAAGGUUAUGUAUGCUGCUCGUUCGCCACAGAUUUUCCUUGAAGCGCUUGCUGAAAAUUGUGUAAUUACAGAUCUCAACAAUUUACAAAAGGCACAGUUUAUUACUCUUCAAGAAGUUGUUGAAAAAGCUUAUACUAAGCUGGAAAAAUCCUAUGAUGAGCUUACAGUUACUCUUGACAAAGCUAUUGCGGAAAAUGAGUCUCUUGGAAUUACCACAAGUACUAAAACAUCUAGCGAGACUAAGGACGUUGAGUCUGAUGUUUCCAUGGAAGACGUUGAGCCUUCUGCUGCUCCCAAAUCAAAACCAGAAUCGGCUAGCGAUGACAAAGCUCUUAAGCCUACUCUUUCGAAUGUUCCUGGUAUUUCCUCUACCCCUGCGUCUAAGUCUCUUACAUUAGAAAAUCCUUCUGGUGUUAUCAACAUUUUACUACAUGAACUUUUAUCUAUUGGCCGUGAAAAUCUUUUUACACUUCCUGUUAAAACGCCUGAAGCACUCCAAUCCUGGAUUAAAGAGCAUCCCAAGCCCGAAAAGGGUAAGGAAAAUAAGAAGAGUAGUGACAAUCCUUACUUCCACUAUGGUUGCUUUUUGCUUCAAGCUAUUGCAGAGCUUGUUUCUUCAUACAGUGUUUGCAAACUUGAGUUUAUUAAUUUUUCGAAAAAGCCUUUGAAUGCUUCUACCACUUCUCUGAAUAGCACUGCAAGCGGUUCAACCAUCACACCUGGUUCAGUUCCUUUUAAGCCUCGCCAUACGGCUCUUAAUUUUUUCUUACAUGAGCUCAUUCCUAUUGGAGUUCUUGAGUCUAGUAGCAGUGUUCCAUACUAUGAAUGGAGCACGGUUUCAUCUUUUGCAAACCUUUGCAUUUUGACUCUAAUUUCAGCUACAGAUGAAAAAUACAGUGAAUCUGUUGACGAGACUCAAGGCGAGCCUACUUUGCAAUUUGUCAGAAAAUUUACUUUUGACACGAUAGCAAAAGCUUUCCGUGAUGCCAGUCAGUCUGCCAACGACACAUUGCUUUGGAGAUAUAGCAAGAUUUUUGCUCUUGCUGAUUUGUGCAACCGUAUGUUUUCAAGUGGUCCGGGUCGUAAUCUUGUGUCAUCAAACUUUUCUGCUCAUACUGUUUCCAUCGAGGACGGUCUUGCUAUUUGCAAAGUUGCUUUUGAUAAAGAUCUUCAAACUGUCAUGACUAAUUCUCUUGCUGAGAUUGAUCUUAAUUAUCCUCAUUGCAGAAAGCCUCUCAAGCUUCUUGUAAAGUGCCUUAACAAGUUGGCAAGGCUAGUAAUUGAUGUUUUUGACGAUGGAAGUGCACCAGAAAAGCCAGAAGAAGAAGACCUGUUUGCUUCCUUUUGUGAAGUCUCUUCUGACAGUGAAAUUGAAGACGAAAUGCCUGCAAUUUUCAGAAACUCAGCUCUUUCAAUGUACGAGGCAGGUGAUGACUUGUCUGAUGAUGGUGACGAGAUUAUUGUCGAUGAAAGUGAUCAUGAUAGUCAAAUUGAGGAGGAUGUGGAGGAAAUGGACUACAUCGAUGAUGAUGCUCAAUCAGAUGUUGGAUCCGACGCUAGUGGUGUUCAUGAUGAUGACGAAAUGUUCGAUCAAGACAUGGAUGACAGCGAUGUAGAUAUCGGAAGCAGUGCUGACGAAGAUGAUGAAGUAGAUGGCGAAGAAAUCAUUGUUGAUGAUGGAGAUCGCCGGGUGGAACUUCUCGUUGGGCACAACCAUAACCACGAAAAUUACAAUGAUGAUGAUGACGUUUUGGUUUUGGAUGAGCUUACCAUGAACGACGCAAACAGUGACCCACAGACUACUGAUAGCAAUGAUCGCACUCCAUUUGCAUCUAAUAGCUCCGCAAACAACAACCCAACUAACCAUUCUGGUCGUGGAAGAAGAGCGGAAUCUGAGGAGGCGCCCGGUUCAGGUUAUGAUAAUGACAGCGGCUGGGAGUCCUUUGAAGAAGGUGAUGAAAGUGAUGACGAAAUUGAGAGACUUGAGACCCUUAUUCAACAACGAGAUUUUACCGGCCUCGAUGAUGGUGAUGGGUCUUGGGUUGAAGAAGGCCCUAUGGAUGAUGUUGAUCUUGACGACAUUUUUGAUAGUAAUGACAGAAUCAUUCCAUUUUCUGGAGAUAGCGACAGCCAAUUCACUAACCCAUUUAGAGUGCAUCGUCAACGCAAUGGCAUGAGCUUGCUUUUUGGAGGCAACUCUGAUGGAUUUUUAAAUUCUCGCAAUGUUCAUCAUGAAUUGCAGAAUCACUUGUCUUUUUUGAUGAGAAAUGGAAAUCCUUUAAGAGCUGACGCCGAUUUUUUUUCUGGUAACGACAACAAGGUUUUGGAGAUUGCUGCCAAACGAACUAAUUUCAGAUGGGGAGAAGCUGCCAAUUUGUUUUGGGUUUUUGAUAAAAACACUGUUGUUUAUCGAUUUCUCGGCCAUUUCAUUAACACUAUUGGCGACUUUUCUAUUAAGAAAUAUGCUGAUUUAAAUGCUCUCAGCUUUAAGGUCAAGAAGAAAGAGGAAGAAAUUACGUUUGCUUACAGAGAAAAGGCCAAACGAGAGCAAGAAAUAAAGGAGGCUAAGGAACGAGAGGAGCGUGAGCGCAAAGAACGUGAGGAACGUCAAGAGCUCGAAAGAAUUCAGCGUGAAGAACAGGAAAAAGCUGAACGCGAAGAGCGUGAACGACAACUUGCGUCUUCUACUGAUGACAAAUUGGAAACUUCAAGUGUUGACAUGAAAGAUGCCUCCGAAGAAGAAGACAGAGCGGAUGGUUCUUCGAACCAAACUGAUGAAGCACCUGGUGAUAGAUAUAUGAUGGAGAUUGGUGGGCACGAGAUCGAUAUAUCUGGUUUGGGUAUUGACCAUACUUUCUUAGAAGCCAUCCCUGCUGAUAUGCGUGAAGAAGUUUUGACUCAACAUCUGCGAAGUAUGCAAGAAAGUGCCAGUGAAGGUGAUACUCGUGUUGGAGAGUUGGUUUCUACUUUCCUUAAUGCUCUUCCACAAAAUGUUCGCCGUGAGCUUAUGAAUGAAGAGGUCAACGAACCGCCUGCUGUUAUUUCAAAUGAUACAGGUGAUGCGUUUGAUAGAGCUACAUUUUUUGCUACGCUUGAUCCUGAGUUCCGUCGUACUAUUUUACUUGAACAAGAUGAUGAAACUCUUGACUCAUUGCCACCAGAGUUAGCAGCCGAAGCCCGCAUGUUCCGGAAUCAAGGAUUCAAUCGCCCUGAACUUCAGACAAACUUUGUUCCUUCCGAAAAUCCAUUCACACAAAACAUAUUCAACCGCAUAUUCAAUGAUCAAAAUUCAACAUUCAGUAAUCGGAUUUUGGGUGCUAACAUUUUUAACUCUUCUAGAACUAGUGCUGUUGACGACAAAAAACCUAAAAAGAAAACUAUUAGUGCUGCUUCCCAGAAUUUGAUUGAUAAGCAAGGUGUUGCCGCUCUUUUGAGAACCUUGUAUUUGCCUCAAACUCACCCUUUCGAUACACUAAAUGAGCUGCUCUACAAUCUUUGCACUGAAAACAAGGCUAAUCGCCUCGAUAUCAUCAACACCGUUCUUCAUAUUUUGCUUGAUGCAUCUAUUGAUAAGGCUACUCUGGAUAGAGGCUUUUUACAAACCUCUAACCGUGCUCGUUAUGCUCAAACUACCAGUAAGUCAGGCACUCCUACUGGUGCUGGUACGCCUGGACGUGUUCCCAUUGGCUACAAUGUUUUAGCGCAAGAAAUUACACCUAGUACAGUUGCCAAACAAGCCCUUGAAGUUUUGGAGUUUAUUUCGCACAAGGGUGGACCAGUACGAUACUUCUUUGUUUCUGAGCAUGAUGUUCCUCUUACUCGGCGCCCGAAUCGUAAAGGAAAAGGUCGAUCAAAAGACCGAGAACUUGCGAAAGAGCAUAAGUACCCAAUUAACAUUUUGAUUACUCUUCUUGGUCGCCCUGCUAUUUACGAAAAUCCAAUCACUCUCGAACAGCUAACGAUUGUUCUUGUUGAAAUCACAAAAGUUGUGCCGAUUUUGUUGAGAACUAUUGAUGAAGACAAGAAGAUUACUGAUUCAGACAAACAGGAAUCUGAUGAUGGUGCUGCCACUUCUACUGCUAACGACAAUCCUGAGCCAUCUAUAAGUACUGAACCUGAUCUUUCUGCAGCGCCUGAAUCUGGAUCUGCGGAACCUUUGAAGACUAAAACUACUGAAACAAAAGACACCAAGUCUACUAAGCCUCGCAAAGUUCACAAUCCCCCAUACAUUCCCGAGAAGAACUACAGGCUUAUUUCCAGCACUUUAGUUUUGAAGGAAUGCAGUAGCAGAACUUUUGAGCAGAUGCUUACAGUUAUGAAGAAUUUGUCUAGCAUCAAUGGUGUCAAGGACUUGUUUGCUAAGGAGCUUGUCAAUCUGGCUGUUUCUUUUGGCCCUCGUAUUAUUGAGAGUCUUGGAAAACUUAACAAAGCUGUUGAGGAGACCAAAACUGGCGAUGAAGUUCCAGGCCCUAUUCUUGCACCAUUUUCUUCUGGAUCUUCUGACCAGGCUCGACUUCUCCGCGCUCUUGCAGCCCUCGACUAUUUGUUGGAUCACUCCAAGGAUAAAGACAAGGAAAAAGAUAGUUCCAACAAGGACGCUGAUGCUACAGAUGAUGAUUACAUCAAUACUGUUUACAAGAGUAUGAACUUUGGUCCUUUGUGGGCAGCUCUUAGUGAAUCCCUCACUUUAAUUCAAAAGAAUUCUUCUCUUUUGUACGUUGCCACUGCCCUCUUGCCAUUGAUCGAAUCUUUGAUGGUUGUUUGCAAGCACAGUGCUGUGAAGAAGAUUUCUGUCCGUGAGUCUAACGCAACCGGUACAAACACUCAAUUCAAGCCUUCUUCCAAGAUUGAUAUUUCCAAUGCACCAUUGGAAACUCUUUUCUUUGCAUUUACUGACCAACAUAGAAAGAUCCUCAAUCAGCUUGUUAGAGCCAACACCAAACUUAUGAAUGGAUCUUUCUCUAUUCUUGUCAAGAACCCCAAGUCACUUGAGUUUGACAAUAAGCGCAGAUAUUUUACCAAGCGUCUUUAUGACAAUGGAAGCGUUUUUACCACACAGCUCAAUCUUAAUGUUCAGCGCGACACCACUUUCUUAGAUUCUUACCGUGCUCUUCAUUUUAGAAGUGCGGAAGAAAUUAAACAUGCUCGGCUUGUCAUUAAAUUUAAAGGCGAGGAAGGUGUUGAUGCUGGUGGUUUGACUAGAGAAUGGUAUCAAGUCAUGUCACGACAAAUGUUCAAUCCUGAUUAUGCCUUGUUUCAGCCCGUGGCAUCUGACCGCACUACAUUCCAUCCUAACAGAACCUCUUCCAUUAACGAUAAUCACUUGUAUUAUUUCAAGUUUAUUGGAAGAAUUAUUGGCAAGGCCAUCUGUGACAACAAACUUCUUGACUGUCAUUUCAGCAGAGCCAUGUAUAAGCGCAUUUUGGGCAAGCAUGUUUCACUUAAGGACAUGGAGAACCUUGAUCCGGACUAUUACAAGUCUCUUGUCUGGAUGUUGGAAAACGAUAUUACUGAUAUUAUCACUGAAACGUUUUCCAUUGAAGCUGAUGAUUACGGUGAGACCAAUAUUAUUGACUUGAAGCCUGAUGGUCGCAACAUUCCAGUCACUGAAGAGAAUAAGGCUGAAUAUGUCCGAUUGAUCUGUGAAUACCGUCUUAUUGAAAGCGUUUCUGAGCAGCUUAAUCACUUUUUGGAGGGAUUCCACGAUAUUAUUCCUAAGGAUAUUGUUUCUAUCUUUGAUGAACAAGAGCUUGAACUUUUAAUUUCAGGUUUGCCUGACAUUGACAUUGAUGAUUGGCGAAAUAACACUGAGUAUCAAAACUACUCUCCUUCUUCUCCUCAAAUCAAGUGGUUUUGGAGAACUGUUCGUUCCAUGGAUCCUGAGGAGCGUGCUAAGUUAUUGCAAUUUGUUACUGGUACCAGUAAGGUUCCUCUCAAUGGUUUUAAGGAACUUGUUGGAAUGCACGGUGUUUCGAAGUUUAGCAUUCACCGAGCGUUUGGAUCAAAGGAUCGUUUGCCCUCAUCACACACAUGUUUUAACCAGAUUGAUUUGCCAAUGUACGAUUCAUAUGAGAAUCUCCGCGAGGCUUUACUUAAAGCAAUUACUGAGGGAAGCGAUUCGUUUGAGUUUGCAUAA